AUGGGCAACGAACAAUCAUCCUCUCGCUGCGGUGCACGAAACAAUCUAUUCAACGAUGGCGAGAGGACCUUCAGCGGGUCCGAAGUAUGCUGGACUGACGAGUUCAGGUCUUGUCGAGGAGAAGAUUGUAAUCGCUCGUACUGCGGUGCACAUACCAGGGACUUCCUUUCAAAUGGAUACUGUAGCAGCUGCGAGGGUGAUGAGAGAAAUCGAGAGGUGGCGAUUAGAAAGGCGAAUGUAGUUUCUUUGGAGACAACAGGGAAAGCUAUCCCAGAGGCGAUCUUAAACGUUAUCAGGGAGGGAAACGUUAGUAAGAUUGAAGUUGAGAGAAUGUCUAAGGAAGAUCGAAUCAUCUGGGAGAAGAUGUCCAUCUACUUUCGUGACAACAGCAGAGCAUGA
Messenger RNA from Glarea lozoyensis ATCC 20868, 399 nucleotides. RefSeq lists its product as uncharacterized. The record is from RefSeq and is a predicted model, not a curated record. Lineage: Eukaryota; Fungi; Ascomycota; Leotiomycetes; Helotiales; Helotiaceae. The transcript has 2 exons. The coding region runs from base 1 to 399 and encodes 132 amino acids.